Cladocopium goreaui is the source of this 2707-nucleotide messenger RNA. Lineage: Eukaryota; Dinophyceae; Suessiales; Symbiodiniaceae. The record is from the annotation of a GenBank genome assembly.
AUGUCGCCCUUGCUGGGCGGACACCUGCACUUGGCGCGCGAUAGUCACAUCGUGGAGGAGGAGGAGAUUGUGACACCAUUGGUGCGCCUCUCCAAGGGAGCCUCGCCCUCCAAAACGUUGGGCCUGGAGCUGGGCGACUUCAUCCGUGCCCCCAGCUCCAGCCACUGUCUGCGCCGGAGCGUGGGCAGCACUUCCCUGGUCUUCACGGCCUCCGGCAGGUCCCAAAGCCCGGGUCUGCAGCACGUGCUCCGCCCUGCCCCCGGGGGCCCCGGGGGCGCCGGGCCCGGCUCCCCUCGCGGCACCGCCGGCCCCGCCUCGCCACGACUCUCGCAGCGCGGACGGCCCGGCGGCAGCGUGACGCUGCACCGGCCUUCGCCGUCUCCGCACUUUUGGCAACCGUGGAGCGCCAGAGAAGUGAAAUCGCCUGUUGCAGGCGCAUCCUCCCCACGUGUCGAAGCGAAGCACUCGCCCGGGCGAAGCGCGACCUUGCGAGGGCGAUCCCCAAGAUCUCCCACCACAGCGGGGCAUUCCCCAAAAUCUUCACCCUCCCCGGACACCUCGCGCUCCCCCAGCGCCGGCCCGGGUUUUUCGGGGGCGCGGCGCCCCGUGGUGGCGGCUGGGCGUCGGAGUCGGGGCUUGGGGAGUCCAAGGGCAGCGUCGCCCUUCAAUCCUCACACGGACUAUGACAUCCACUUGGACUUGCCAAGCGGUGCAUGGUACCGCUUCGAGACCAGAGUCGGCGUUGCAGAUGAGUCUAAAUGGCCCGUCAACGCACGAGCCAAGUUUCAGAUAAUCGAGGAUGACAAAACGCUGCUUUGGGAAUCCUCCGAAACCCUGGAGCUGUGGGCACCCACAGAGCUGUGUUCUGUGCUGAUACCUUCGGGUGACAGGCCGUCGUCGCCUCGGGGCACCAAACAUUUAUGUCUCAGAGUAAGGUGCAGCUCCCCUCCAGAGGGCGCCCUAUGGCUUGAGCCGGUGCUGAGCCGACGCUCGGCGCCGCUGUGCGGCGCGUCGGCGCUGCGUCGGGCCGUGCCCUGGGAGGAGAUGUUGGCGGGAGAAAUGCUGAUGGAGAUUGUGUCAAGGCUCUCCUGUCGCGAUGUGGCUCGUCUGCUGGCCUGUUUCAAGCAGCCCCAGAUGCAUCAGCCGGCCUGGCACUGCGCCUUCGCGCACGGCUUUCGGCAGGCAUACUUGCGCUACUUUUUGGGCCCACUGCGAAAGCCGGCCACACUGAAUGGCAACGCUGGGUUGGGCAUUCAAUGGCUUGGAGGAGCUUCCCAGAAUGGGAAUUUCACCUUCACGCCCUUCACCCGGGACCCGCUGUCGCCUCGCCUGCCGGGCGCCCCGGGGGCCUCGGGUGCUCGCCCGGCGGCGCGGCAAGCGGCGGGACGCGGGGUGAUGCGCAGUGGACGGAUGGUGGGGAAGGCGAGUGGCCUGCAGUUGGCGGCCUGUUGCACCUCCUGCCGUCGUAGCGAUGCGCAGCUGCCACAGUGGGCGGCCGAGGUCUUCGAUUGGCGACAGAUCUGUCGUCGUUUUUUCCUGGCGCAGUUACCAUACGCCAACGUGAAUUUUCAGCUCUUCAAUUGCAGCACGCCCAAUGGCUUUGUAAAAGAUUCAGGUGAAAUUCUUCAUGUUCCACGCGCCUAUCAUGGGCAAAGUCCCAACUUUCGAUGUGGCUGGAAUAUCCCUUUGAGCGCUGUCCACUUUCAAUCGCAGCCCUCUCCGGUGGUUGUGGCGCAUCGCUCCCCUCUGGGCGUCGCGGGCGUGCCCCCCUCAGUGGCCACGGUGCGCGGCACUGCUGGGCCAGAGCCGACACUGGCGAUGACGCCGCAGGUCUCGGAAAAGGACUCGGCGGUGAUUCUGCCGAUGGCGCUGCCGGGGCAGCUGAAGCUCCAGUGGACCUUGGAGGUGGAGCCGGGCCGCUACUUGGUGGUAGUCACCGUGGGCGAUCGUCACGUGGGCUUUGCAGCCCAUCUGGAGGUGGCUGGACUGCCGAUCUUCUCCGGCGAAUGGGUGGAGGCUGGCACUUUCAAGUCACGAUGCUUGAUCUGCGAGACCAAGUAUGGUGCCAUCACACUGGGUCAGCAUACCUCCCGCGCAUGGUCCGCAGGCCUCCACAAAGACGAGAUGUGCCAUUUGGCAAGCCGACUGGCCUGCGCCUCAGAUGGUCUGCUGGAGACCCUGCAACCUCCAGGCAACGGCAGCUCCGCGGCCAGCGACCCCCCACUGGGCCCGGGACCAACACUGGUGGGACGCACCGCGCCGGACGCGCUGGCCAAGGGUACGCGGCUGGUGUCCAUUCGCACAGCUGCGGUGUCCCUUGCAAGGGAGGUGGAGAAGGAGCGAAAGGCCAGUUUCACCGAGUUCAACGGAAAGAUCGCAGACGCCCGGAUGCGGCUGGACGCGUUGCGUCAAGCCAUGGACGCGGAGAAAGUGCCGCAGGACCGCGAGCAUCGGGAGCUGCACCGUGCGGCGGCGAAGCUGGCGGAGUUACAGGCGCAAAAGGCCUUGAAACUCUUCAGCCUCAUCGCCAGCUCGCGGCGCGUCACGCACCCUUACGUCUACCUAGCCGAUGCAAACGCCACGCCGGCCCCGGCCCAGGGCUGAAGGGCCGGACAUCGGCCGGGCCAGCUCCACUUGUGGCCAAGUGUUGAAGAUCUGUAUCACACACCAUGAUGACAAAACUGAUUUGCAUGAUUUUGGAUGAUUU